UGUCAAGGAUGUUUGAUUAAAGUGUAUCACUUUCAGCAUUUUAACAUUUUGAUUAAGACUGUUUCACUUACAGAUCGUGGGUACUAUUCCCCAGAGACCGUCACCCUGUUAGUGGCUCUAAAAGUUCGUUAUAGACACAGAAUUACAAUUCUUCGUGGAAAUCAUGAGAGCAGGCAGAUCACUCAAGUAUAUGGAUUCUAUGAUGAAUGUUUGAGAAAGUAUUUUACCGACCUGUUUGAUUACCUUCCUCUUACAGCCCUUAUUGACAGCCAGAUCUUUUGCUUACAUGGAGGACUUUCACCAUCAUUGGAUACACUAGAGAAUAUCCGAGCAUUGGACCGCAUACAAGAGGUCCCACAUGAAGGACCAAUGUAUUGUGAUCUGUUGUGGGCUGAUCCAGAUGACAGAUGCGGGUGGGGAAUAUCUCUACGUGGAGCCGGCUACACGUUUGGACAAGAUAUAGCUACGUGUUAUUUUUAA
Messenger RNA from Helianthus annuus (common sunflower), 480 nucleotides. RefSeq names its product serine/threonine-protein phosphatase PP2A catalytic subunit-like. Gene Ontology annotation, molecular function: protein serine/threonine phosphatase activity. Gene Ontology annotation, biological process: peptidyl-serine dephosphorylation; mitotic cell cycle. NCBI's taxonomy places the organism in Eukaryota, Viridiplantae, Streptophyta, Magnoliopsida, Asterales, Asteraceae. The annotation marks the transcript as partial. The transcript has 5 exons. Gene Ontology annotation, cellular component: cytosol. The record is from RefSeq and is a predicted model, not a curated record.